AUGGGAAGCGGAGCGCGACGAGCAGCGCAGGAGGCGGCGAGGGCUACUGCCCCUACGCGGGCCGCCCGGGGAAUUCUCCGCCCAGCAUCUUCUGCGGCGGCGCCUGCUGCAUCGACUCGGAGUACCCGUGCUGUGGAGGCAAGAUGUGCUGCAAGAGGGGAGGGUGCUGUUCCAGCAACGGGAGGUCCCACUGCUGUUGAGGGCGUGUUCAGUGUCAUUUCUCCCAAGGCAAUUCCAUCCUGGGUGCCAACUAGAUUACAGUAA
Closterium sp. NIES-65 is the source of this 264-nucleotide messenger RNA. Lineage: Eukaryota; Viridiplantae; Streptophyta; Zygnematophyceae; Desmidiales; Closteriaceae. The record is from the annotation of a GenBank genome assembly.